UUACAAGAGAGAGAGAGAGAGAGAGAUAUUCAAGGAUCUGGUGCCCCUUCUUCCUUCUUGUGUUGGGACCAAUUCUUUAAUGAGCGAGAGAGAGAGGGCGCAAUAGUAGCCAUAGCCAUAAUUUAUUGUUAUUAUUUAGGGAUGAGUGAAGUGAAUGAAUGAAAACAAAAACACCGCCAUCGCUCUUGUCUCUCACGGUUGACUCUGCGGUUCUUAAUCUCUCCGACAUCUCCGAUCUCUCCCAUGUCCCUGAUCACAUCCUCCUCGACCUCUUCCUGAGAAUAUUGAAGGCUGGGAAGCUGACUGAGAAAGUUCUGAGACUUUUUAUAGCAACUGGUAAGGAUGAAGUCCUCUCAUUUGUUCAGGCACUCAAUAUCCAACAUAUUUUGACCCCUGUGCUUCCCACCAGGUGUUCUGAGGCAAAAUCAGACUUUUAGUUUGUAAGAUAGUCUGUACCUUGCAAGAUGUCUCAAGCAGUUAUCAACGAUAAUGAAGUGGACAUUGUGAUUGGUGCACUGCAUUCUGAUCUUACAACUUUUAUGAAUGAAUGGAGGCCAAUUUUCUCCCGCUUUCACCUGAUAAUAGUAAAAGAUCCUGACCUCAAGGAGGAACUCCAAAUUCCUGUAGGCUUCAGCGUGGAUGUGUAUACAAAGUCUCAGAUUGAGCAAGUGGUGGGUUCUUCCACUUCUGUUCGCUUCUCUGGCUAUGCUUGUAGAUAUUUUGGCUUCCUAAUUUCACGGAAAAAGUAUGUUGUCUGCAUUGAUGAUGAUUGUGUUCCUGCAAAA
Glycine soja is the source of this 785-nucleotide messenger RNA. RefSeq lists its product as uncharacterized. The transcript is spliced from 3 exons. The record is from RefSeq and is a predicted model, not a curated record. Bases 159 to 437 code for a protein of 92 amino acids. Lineage: Eukaryota; Viridiplantae; Streptophyta; Magnoliopsida; Fabales; Fabaceae.